AAGAGAGGCGUAAUAAACCAAACAAACUGGCUUUGAAUACCAAAGAGAUGGCUUUUACACGCCAUCAAAUUGAGAAGAGACGUCUAAUUGAGUUGGUAAAAGUUAAUCCAAUUUUGUGGGAUUGCCGUUUGCCUCACUACAAAAGAUCGGAUAAGAAAAAGGCCUUGAAAUGGAAUGAAUUGGGUAGAAUAUUCAAUGUAAACGGCGAACGGGUACAGAGGACGUUUACCUCGCUGAGGGAAAUAUUUCGCCGAGAACUGAAUCAUGAGAAAAUGUUGGGUAGCCGUUUCAAAUCGAAAUGGGAAUAUUAUGAUGAGAUGGCAUUUCUCAAGGAGGUCAUAAGGGAAAGGAAAUCACGUGAACGUGCCAAAUCCAAUGAUGGCCUAACACCCAGCAAUAACAACAAUAAUUCCACCACCGGUAUUGAUGAGUAUCAAUACUUUGCUCCCAAUGAUCCAAAUAAUCCACAAAAUCAAGCCAUACCCCUGUUGGCAACCAUACCCACAACCUGUGCCCUGGUAUUACCGCAAUCAGCCGCCAAUACUUUGGCUACACAAAAUGGCUCACUAACACCCCAUAUGCCAAAUAAUCCACCAAAUACUCCGGUCUCCACCAUAUCAGGCAGUCAGGUACCCACCGAUGUUAUAUUGAAUUUAAAUCCCAACACCCUGGCAGCUUUGCAAAAACUAAAUGCCAAUGGUAAUUCGACAAAUUUACAACCACCCCCACGACCCAUUUCGCGGGCCCGGUCAUUAACUACACGUUCAUGUUCCUCUUCGCCAUCGAUAUACAUAAAAGAUGAACCUGACUCUCUAGAUGAUACCAUAUCACUGGCCACUACUUCGAAUGGCAAAAUUAAAGAUUACCACUCCAGCCGAUCGCUGCACAAAACAAAAAAUUCAUCAUCAAAACUUGUUGCCUCUGGGAAAAAUCUUAACAACUCAACACAGAAUCUAGUCAUUGAUGAGCGGGAUUGCAGUGAUAUCGAUGAUGAUCCCGAUGUUGAUAUGUUGGAUGAUGAUCGUUUGUCGAUAUCCACAUCGUUGGUCUCGUUGCCAAAGGAAACGGCUACUGGUGGUAGUGGUAAAAAUUCUCAAAAAACCAAUCAACUGUUGUUGAAACCCACAGCCCAUGAAAUACUCUACACCAAGUUUGGAGAAUUCCUGGCUGCCCGACUGAACACCUUGGACGAGACCGUGGCCAAUGAACUGAUGAAUAAAAUACUCAUGCUAAUUGCUGAGAAAUAG
This is a messenger RNA of Musca vetustissima, 1247 nucleotides long. RefSeq names its product M-phase inducer phosphatase. The coding region runs from base 48 to 1247 and encodes 399 amino acids. The transcript is spliced from 2 exons. Gene Ontology annotation, biological process: regulation of transcription by RNA polymerase II. Gene Ontology annotation, cellular component: nucleus; transcription regulator complex. Lineage: Eukaryota; Metazoa; Arthropoda; Insecta; Diptera; Muscidae. The record is from RefSeq and is a predicted model, not a curated record.